Messenger RNA from Bipolaris victoriae FI3, 840 nucleotides. RefSeq lists its product as hypothetical. Lineage: Eukaryota; Fungi; Ascomycota; Dothideomycetes; Pleosporales; Pleosporaceae. The transcript is spliced from 4 exons. Bases 1 to 840 code for a protein of 279 amino acids. The record is from RefSeq and is a predicted model, not a curated record.
AUGCGUCAUCAGCUAACAGUAGCGAGUCUUUACAUAGUUCUAAGCGUAGCCUUUGCUUCUCCAGUGGCCUCACCGCAAGGCGUAGGAAAUGGCGCAGAUUCAUGUCGCGUUUCUGCAUUGGAGCCAAAAACAUGGACGGACCUUAAAAUCGACGAUUUCCUCGCAGCGGCUACAAAGAACUACACCAGGACGACGAGUAACAAUGUUCAAUCGCUAGCCGCUUCCUUCGGUGCUCCUAAUUUCUUCUGUGGUCUUGACAAGUUCUGCAAUGCUGGCCAACCAUGCUUGCCCAUUCAACCACCUGCUUGGUAUGCUGCGCUGGCUAUUCAGAACUAUAACAAUUAUAUGAACAGUCUCAAUACCGCUGUUACAUUUGCCUCGUCAAUUAUCUCUUUGAAAUUGGGAGAGGUUGUUGCAGAUGUAUAUCCAGAUCCUAAAGAUGACAUCACGCCUUUGAAGAACAUUGGGUCCAUGGUCAGCAGUGUCCUGGGCGUAAUUUCGUUCACUGGUGCUGUUGCUUCAACUGUAACUGCUGUCAAUGGAGGGCUGGGAUUUGCCUUGAGGCGUGCUACACCACCUACUCCACCAGAUAGGUUCGUUGCGUGGACCAAUCUCGGGCAAACAAUGAGCGAUGUCCUGAGCGAUUUCCAACGCUUCAUUUCAGAUUCCUUGGACAGAUCUCUCAACGCAGUGGUUGAUGAUCCGACGGACGGAAUCAAUGAACUUAUUAAGGGAGGUGGAUUUCUAGGUGUGAGCGAAAACUUCACACAAAGCGAUCUCCAGACUAUCGUCACUGAGUCAAUCACCCGCCAUGCAAUUGGCCUCGCCCUACAAGCGUAG